This is a messenger RNA of Medioppia subpectinata, 750 nucleotides long. The record is from the annotation of a GenBank genome assembly. Lineage: Eukaryota; Metazoa; Arthropoda; Arachnida; Sarcoptiformes; Oppiidae.
AUGUCUUGUGUCAGUAUUGGUGGAUCAACAAAUCUAAAUGCCGUCAAUACAGCCCUCGUGUGCAAGAAUUUGCUUAAAUCCAAAACAUGCGCUCUAUUGAAUAAGGGAGAGGCGGAACACGAGUUGACAUUCCGUUAUGCCGUCGACCGUAUAAAUAAUGAUUCAAACAUUUUGCCGCAAACCACUCUUAUAGCACAUGUGGCCACUCUUGACAUCGCCGAUAGUUUUCUCGCCCAACAACAGGUGUGCGGACUUUUACGCAAUGGUGUUGUGGCCGUAUUGGGUCCGCACGACAGCAUCGCCUCAAUGCAUGUGCAGUCCAUUUGCGAAACCUUUGAAAUACCGCACAUCGAGACUAGAUAUGACUUCGAGUCAUAUCGGGCCGACCUAUCGCUCAAUCUAUACCCCCGGCCGUCGCUUAUUACCGAUGCGAUCAUCGACUUAAUCAAAGAGUGGCGUUGGAAGACAUUUGCUGUUGUAUACGAAGACAAUUCUGAGAUCGUAUUCCAGAAGUUCUUCGACAGAUUAUUAGCCAAUGCUUUGCAUGAUUUGGAUGGUAAUCAAUGGAGAGUGGAUCCAAUAUCUUGCGCUGAUGGCCAUCCCUGGCCUCACGGCACUACACUUCUUAAUUAUAUGAGACAAAAUGUAUUUUACGGAAUGACUGGUUUAGUAAAGUUUGAUGAAUCGGGCUUUCGAUCCGAUAUAAGUCUUGAGAUAUUAAGCCUAAGCGAAGAUGGAGUCGAUGUCGUA